Molecule: messenger RNA, 1241 nt
Organism: Drosophila arizonae
Lineage: Eukaryota; Metazoa; Arthropoda; Insecta; Diptera; Drosophilidae
Biological process (GO): RNA processing
Molecular function (GO): lipopolysaccharide binding; RNA binding
Source: RefSeq, a predicted model, not a curated record
CAAAAAUUUAUUUGCAAAAAAAAAACGAAACCGGAAAAAGUUUCAUAUACAGAAAUUGUAUAAAAUUGUUAUAAAUGUCUAUUGCUAGGCUGGCCAGCAUAAUCGACAAUUAUUCGUAGCACCGGCCACACAACUUUCAGUUUUGGGAAAUGUCGAUUUUAGGGAGUGGAGGUGGUGGCAGUGGAAGCAGUGGCGGCGGCAGCGGCAUCAGCGUCUCGGCUGGCGAUUGGAUUUGCCCAGAUAUUGAUUGUCGCCAUUUGAACUUUGCGCGUCGCCUACAAUGCAACAAAUGCAAUCGGGAACGUGAAAAUAUCAACAAUGAGAAACUCGACAGAGAUCGAGAUCGAGACCGAGGCAAYGGCAGUAGCGGCAGCAGCAGCAGUUCUUCCAAAAAGAAACUGGGCACAGAGAUUGGAAAAGUAGCCGCAGACAAAUCACGAGGACUAUUCAGCGCAGAGGAUUGGCAGUGCAGCAAGUGUGCAAAUGUGAAUUGGGCGCGACGGCAGACUUGCAACAUGUGCAACGCGCCCAAAUUCACAGAUGUGGAGGAGCGUACAGGCUUCGGUGGAGGCUAUAAUGAUCGUGGCGUUGUUGAGUACAAGGAACGUGAGGAUUCGGACAGCGAAUAUGAUGAAUUUGGACGGCGCAAGAAGCGCAAAAAUAAUGAUAGGGGUGGCGAUGAGGAUAGUCGCAACAGAGGCAGAGAUGAGCCGAAACGUGCACGACGCAGUGAUAUUGAGGGUGAUGAGGAUGAGGAGGAGGACGAUGAAGACGAUGAUGGAGACUUGUCCAAAUAUGAUCUGUGGGGCGACAAUGAGGUGAGCUCCAGCAAUGUGAAGAGCAAGGAAACAGACAACGGGACUAGCAACAACAGCAGCAGCGCCAAGGAGAAGCUAAUGCCAGGAACAACUGCCAGCAGUAAAAGGGCAUCACGUGCAUCCACCUCGUCCAUUUCCUCAUCAUCCUCAACCAGUUCGUCCAGUUCCAGUGACUCAUCGUCAACCUCCUCGUCGAGUAGCUCUAGCAGCAGCAACGCUUCCAAUAGCAAGCGUGACCGGAAACGUUCAGAUGGACGUUCCCGCUAGGGACGGGGAUCCACUCGAUUCGAAUCUCCGUUGGAAGAGAAUUAAUCUUGUUUUUUCUUCACUUUAUUGUGAAAGCUAACAAUUGUUUAUUUAUUUUUCUAAGCCUGCGCCACUCACCCAUGACAUGUAUUUGAGCUCCCCCACUUCAAACCCUCU